AAGCGCGGCUCGCACGGCCGUUGCGAAGUCGGGACAAGCGUUUCCCCCGUGCUUCCGCGCUGCGGCAGUUGCCAGGGGAUAGAGGAGGGGGAAGGGGGUUCUGAUUGGUCGAGGGCGGCGUGUUGCCACGGCGACGGCGAGGGGGUUCGGUAGCGUUGCCGUGCGCCGCCGAACUGCGCGCUGCGUGCGUUACGGAGGAAGCAGCUGCCGUGAUCUGAUCUCUGACACCGCGCCGGGCAGACGUGCGAGGAGGCGGCCGCCAGCGCUCACUUCCAACACGCCGGGCUUUGAGGAGUAUCGCUCGCAUGAUUACCUGCUUGGUUUAAUGGGUCCAAUCAUUGGGAUGUCACCAGAUAAGAAAGCGGAAAUUCCGGGCAUGCAGGAGGAGCGGACGGGCCUCAGAGGUGCGUGUGGCGCGGGGACGCUGCCUGAGGCAGAGUGUGCGUCCAGUCCGCUAGCCACCAAUGUUGACUGUACCGGAGGCUCUGAGGACGAGGAGCUGACCAACCUCAACUGGCUUCACGAGAACCUGCUCCAGAACUUCACUCUUGGAGGACCUGAGGCUCAGCUCAGCGCCAGCCCCCUUUUUGACAUCGAAGGGGACCACUUGGCCAGCCAGGGCCCAUCCCCUUCCUCUUCGUCAUCGCCAUCACACAGCAGAGGCAGAGAGAGGGACUCGCUGAACUCAAAGCCCCCUUUCUCCUUCUCUCUGCUGAUCUACAUGGCCAUUGAGCAGUCCCCCAGCAAGUCUUUGCCUGUCAAAGAGAUCUAUGGGUGGAUUCUUGAGCACUUCCCGUACUUCUCCAAUGCGCCAACUGGCUGGAAGAACUCGGUGCGUCACAACCUGUCUCUGAACAAAUGCUUCCGCAAGGUGGAGAGAAGCUUGGGGAAGGCCAAUGGGAAGGGUUCUCUUUGGUGUGUUGAUCCUGAGUACCGGCCCAACCUGAUCCAAGCCCUUAGGAAACAGCACUUCCCUGUGGCACACGCUUUCUGCACACCACCCGCCUCCCCACCCAGUGCCUCCUCACCUCCUCGCCACCUCUUCCUGCAAGGCUGUUCAUUCAAAGAGUCUGACAUUGAUGCUGCCACUGCCAUGAUGCUCUUAAACUCCGCCCCCGGGCACCAAGUCGACCCAUGUGACUCUGACAGUCCACUGGAUCUGUCCAGACCUGACGCAGUGCUGGUGAGCAGUGAUCCAAAGCAGGAUCACAACUACAGCAGUGUGGCCCUGCAGCGGUGCUCCUCGCGCUCCUCAUCCUCCUCACUCUCUUCCCUGGACGAGGGAGGAUGUGACCGCGGGCAGACCCGCCGUGCCGGCAGCGAGGGCUUCCACAGCGACGAGGACUCCGACCUCUGCGACGAGAGAGGAGGGGGUCAACCUCCACGGCGUGCACCCUCCAUCAAGUGGCCCGCGGGUAAGAGGGCGCGGCACGAGGCCAAGCCAGAGCUGGACGAGGAGCUGAAGGAGGCAGCUGGCUCUCUGCUGCACCUGGCCGGCAUCCGCAGCUGCACGGAGGGCUCCAAACGUACUGUGAAGAGCAAAAAGUUGGCCAGGAAAUGAUUUUUUUUUUCUUCCUUAUUGGACUCCUCACCCUGUCGACCCUAACCUCCGACCCCUGACCAUGUGUCCCAGUGUGCCUCCUUCUCCUUAUCUGAUCGCUGAUAGGCCAUUUUAAGCCUUUUUAUUUUUGCUUAGGAGAUCCCUGUCCAUCAAAACAAAUGGCAAUAUUAUCGUUCACACAGGAGAACAAAGCCAUAUAGAGACUUUUGUAACUCGGGGAUUCCUGCUGGGUUGGGUGGUUUGGGCUGUGGAGAAACAUUGUUGAGACCUAUCCAAAAUGACAUGCCUGCUGUUGGAUUAGAUGAUUAUGAUUCAAGGAUUCUUCGCUGAAAAGACAAAGUGAGAAAAGCUGAAGGUUUUAUAACUCAAAAGCGUUGCAUGCUUCCUCCUCAAACUUGUAUCCUCUUCCAAGUGAACCUAUUUAUGAUGCGAAUGAGUGCAUGUUUGUAACAAAUGAAAUCUAACCUCCUGGUGUAGUCGGUUUGUCCUCUUUUGUGCUGAAGAAGAACACCACCAUUUUGAAAGGCAUUCUUGGUCUACAGAUCUUCUUUAACGAGAGAUGCAAUAAUUAAUCCUCAACCUUGACUGCUCUUUUAAAUGUUAUUUGUUUUGGUUUUUACUCCUCCAGAUUUCAGUAUGCUGGUUAAACUUUAUAGUUGAGAGAAUGAAUGAAGUAGUAUUAUGAUUUAGUAAUCGGCUGAGCCUGUCCACGAGCUGCGGCUCUGUGUCAGGAUCAGCGAGAUGUGAAAAUGAUGUAAAAUCUGCCACUGCCAAAUUUAGUCGCAAAGCUAGCCAUGCCGCUUCGGUUAGCCAUGCCCACUGUAUGAAAUGGUAAAGCUAUCACGUUUACAUAACCACUCUUCACCCUGUCGGUCCCUCUCUUACAUCACUGUGUUUUUUUGUGUUUGAUGUGCAAGCUCUAAACGUGUGUUGCGUUCGUCUUUCUGCUCCAGACCUGUGCAAGCUGAGGUAACCGGUCUGGCCUCCCGUGGUCAGAUGUUAACUGCAUGCUCCCGUAGGUCAGUCGUAGAAAAACGAGGAGUUGAUCAGAAUCAGGAUCAUAUUAAUUUGCCCGUGUAGGUUUGCACAUACAUGGACUUUGACUCCGGUUUAACGUGGGUACCCAAAUCUAAGAUCCAAGUGCAUGUUGACCCGAACCCAAGACGACUUGCAUGGAAGAGUAAUGUCUGACUCACUCAGAUUAACUGGUUCUGUUUCAGCUCAGCAUUUUCAUCAAAUAGUUUUUCAUACCGAUUGAGUUGUCAGGCAGGUGGUGGGCUGAGUUGAGAACAUGAUUUGUUUGGAGGAUCUAGCCAAUACCCUGCUCCAAAAUACAAUUUACUGCCGACUGCAAGAGAACCCUUCCUCAGUCUGUCUAAAGACCGCUGCUUCCUUGUUUUGCUUUGGGUCCUUUUUAAAUAGAGAGUCAGGAAAGAGGGCAAACUAAGGCCAUAUGCAAAUCACCACAGCACCUGGCCCUGUUCUUUUGCAGACUUCAUUAUCUGGGUUGGUUUGUUUGGAACAUACUUUUCUGGUCUUACUUUUUUGGACUGUAGUGCUCCGCAUCUUUUCUCUGGCCAAAAUAUGGAUUUACUGACAUUUUACACGCCUAAAUAUUUGGAUAGGAACAGGGGGACUCGAGUUUCCUAUUGCUUUAAGUUAUGGCCAAACGCAUCCACUGUUUUGUCUGUGUUUGGGGGGGGGGGCUGGGUGUCGGCUUAGGGUCUAUAGUGCGGGACGUGGAGGCGCCACUAAAGUCACGGUCAGUCAGAAACUGGAGUUUGUGUGUGCAGCGCAAACAGGAUUGCAGCUGUGGAGACAGGUGUUGGCGAAACAGGCAAGGCUCGUACGCCCGAUUUUUGCAGCCGUCGAUUCUGACUGGCCGACGUCGUCGCCUCCCCGGUUCUUCCUCCUAGAACAAAACGAGGAAGUGCACGUUCGCUUCAUAAGCUGUGAAAUGGGAUGUUUGUUUCCAGUCGAUUGCAUGCAGAUCACCGGGGGGAAGUUUCAAGUAACGUUAUGUAAAAGGCCACAGUCCUCUUUUGAGCGUUCAUGAAAGGCCGCAUAAAAGGCCGUAUAAGACUGCCCAGGAUGCGGGGAGAGUUUGAGAGCGCCGCAAGUCCGCAAACUCAAAAGUGCAUUGCAUUUUAUACGUGGAAAAUUGUUGUACCACAUCACAGUUGUAGUCACGGUGACCGUUGGUAUAGUUUGCAUGACCAGUGCCAAACGUAUGCUCGUGCCAAGGCCGUGGUCAUCUUGUUCUUCUAUUCCCAGUAUUGAAUUAUGUGGUUUAGAAGGACGGUGCCCUAGUUUUGAGAAUCAUUUUAACAGGAAGCGGGAGAGGACUCUGACCGGUCGAACCAGACGUUGGUUUGUCUUUGUCAGGAGUGAGGAUAGUGGAGGACUCGGGACUAAACUGUGGUCCUCAGUAACGAAUCUUACAUACACUGGUCUUGUUCAGCUGUGAAAGGAAAAAGAAAUUGCUGAUGUUCAUUAAUCAUGGAUUUAUUUAUGACGUUAAUUUAUGGGAUUGUUGAGGGCUUUCUGUCAAAUGAUGGUCAUUUGAAAGGCGUCUCACUAAGGCACAUUUAUUUUCUCCCUCUGUGAAAUAAUCAUGAUGAGAUCAUUGCUUUGAUUUUCCCCCCUUGUUUUACUGAAAUAUACCUUAUUCUCUCACUGUUUUAUAGUGAUAAACUAUGAAAGUAUUUUGCCAAUGUCUUUUUUUUUUGUCUUUAGAGCGGGUGUUUUCAUUUUAACCACGACUGCCAGAUUUUCCUGAUGUUUUGUUUUUGCUUUUCUGUUUAGACUUGAUAGAAAACAAUUGAUUAACCUAUUGAUCCUGAAACCUUUUGUUGCCAAAACUGAUGUUCGGUGAAAGCAGGGGUAGACCGUUCAGAUAAACAGACAUUCCCCGCCUUGAUUCCUUCAAGAGUUCAUUUAAUCGUUUUCGCGACCGUGCCCUGACGAUGCGGGUUUAUAUUCGGAUAUUCUGAAGUCACAAACUGGAGCUAAGCUGUCGGCUUUUGGCUCGUUGCCGUCAUUAAAUUAUGUCACACGAUUACUGCCACUGAUGAGUUACGCUUCCGGAUAUUUCUGUGUGGCAUUGGAAAAAAAACCCCAAUCUUUUGGGUUUGUCUUUACGCACGCUCAGUAAUCCAGGCGGGAAAGUCACAGAAGGUUGAACCGGUUCAUCUGAGAGGAACGUUUCAUCACUCAUCUAAUGCCCCUUUUCCACUACACGGGACCGGCUCGACCUGACCCGACUCGACUCGAUUCUGUGUCGUUUCCCAUUACCGUAACAGUACCCCCUCAGUGUAGGUUUUUGGUAACCGCUCCAGUUUUUUUUUUUGGAACCCCGACAAAGGUGGUACCAGAAAAGUGGUAAUGGGGGGCCAAAAUGCCGGUACUGGAGUCAUGUGGAGUUGAGCCGGUACCGUGUUGUGGAAAGGGGGCAUUAUAAGCGACCUCUUGAGUCUCGACCGACUGCAGGUAUCCCCACCCUUAUAGACAACACAGUGGCGUAACGACCGAAACCAAGGAUCAGUUUCAGAAUCAGAAAUCGGAAACACUUCGUCGUUUCAUUUCAUGCGGUUGUGCACAUGUAACGAAGCGAAACGUCGUUUCCCACGGCCCACAGCAGUGCAACACAAACAAAAACAUCCAAAAACUACAAGAACACACAUAUCCAAACUAACACAUAUAUAUCUAAACAGAAAAAAAAUGCCACUGUCCAGGAGAACGAACACCAGCCAGGAUGACUGUCGGAACCGCCGGUCUGCAUGGCUAGCAGUUAGCUU
This is a messenger RNA of Lampris incognitus (smalleye Pacific opah), 5358 nucleotides long. It is a transcript of the gene foxn2a, whose product is annotated as forkhead box N2a. Bases 326 to 1561 code for a protein of 411 amino acids. Gene Ontology annotation, biological process: regulation of DNA-templated transcription. The transcript has 6 exons. Gene Ontology annotation, molecular function: cis-regulatory region sequence-specific DNA binding; DNA-binding transcription factor activity. Gene Ontology annotation, cellular component: nucleus. The record is from RefSeq and is a predicted model, not a curated record. Lineage: Eukaryota; Metazoa; Chordata; Actinopteri; Lampriformes; Lampridae.